UGCGCGCCUGCGUCCAGCUCUCCUAGUAUCCACCGCCUCUGCCGCUUCCUCCUUCUGGAACCGGCUCCUUGGCCCCGUCCCGGGGACCCACCCAGGCGGCCGCGGCGCCCGUGACAGGAAGGCGGAAGGGGCCGGAAACGUGGCGUACGCAAUGGGGCUCUUUGGAAAGACGCAAGAGAAGCCUCCCAAGGAACUGGUCAAUGAAUGGUCGUUGAAGAUCAGAAAAGAAAUGAGAGUAGUUGACAGGCAAAUAAGAGAUAUACAGAGAGAAGAAGAAAAAGUGAAGCGAUCUGUGAAGGAUGCUGCCAAAAAAGGCCAGAAGGAUGUCUGUGUGAUUCUAGCCAAGGAGAUGAUCAGAUCAAAAAAGGCUGUGAGCAAACUGUAUGCAUCAAAGGCACAUAUGAAUUCUGUUCUCAUGGGCAUGAAGAACCAACUGGCUGUCCUUCGAGUGGCCGGCUCCUUGCAGAAGAGCACGGAAGUGAUGCGGGCCAUGCAGAGCCUGGUGAAGAUCCCAGAGAUCCAGGCCACCAUGAGGGACCUGUCCAAAGAGAUGAUGAAGGCGGGGAUCAUAGAGGAAAUGCUAGAAGACACUUUUGAAAGCAUGGACGAUCAGGAAGAAAUGGAGGAAGCAGCAGAAAUGGAGAUUGACAAGAUUCUCUUUGAGAUCACAGCAGGGGCCUUGGGCAAAGCACCCAGCAAAGUCACGGAUGAUCUUCCUGAGCCCGAGCUUCUGGGGGCCACAGCGGCGGCUGAGGAAGAAGAGGAGGAAGAUGAUCUGGAAGCCAUGCAGUCCCGACUGGCCACCCUCCGAAGCUAGGGAGGCUUUUGUCUGGCCGCCUGGUGGACACCCCUACUAGGACUCGGACAGCUUUUUCUAUAGCUCCUGUAAAUACUUUUGCAUUUGUUAUCACAUCACAGAGGAUUCUUUCUACUGAUUUCUGUGGCACUCCCCCGGCAGCGUGGGGUCGGCACAGGUGUGGAGAAGGGGAUAAUUAGCUCAAGGUGAUUGUUGUCACGCUAGUGUAUGAUUUCCAGAUCAAAAAGUGUCAAACUGGAGAAACAGCCUUUGAAGCAAGCCGUGGCUUCCCACAAAGCACUUUUACGGAUUCUGCUGCCUGAACGUUAAGUAUUCUGUACAUUUUUCUGAAAACACUAGAACGGCUUUUAAUAAAUUUCUGCUUUAAGUGUG
Messenger RNA from Gracilinanus agilis (Agile Gracile Mouse Opossum), 1189 nucleotides. Its product is annotated as charged multivesicular body protein 3. The coding region runs from base 152 to 817 and encodes 221 amino acids. Gene Ontology annotation, cellular component: ESCRT III complex; multivesicular body. Gene Ontology annotation, biological process: late endosome to vacuole transport; protein transport; endosome transport via multivesicular body sorting pathway. The record is from RefSeq and is a predicted model, not a curated record. Lineage: Eukaryota; Metazoa; Chordata; Mammalia; Didelphimorphia; Didelphidae. The transcript has 6 exons.